GGGCGUGGCCUCCUCUUCGCCGCUGGGGCCUGGGACCCGGAUGGCCGUUUAGUCGGUUUCGAGACGCCGAGGCUCCCACAUCGGGCCCUGGGAAAAAAAAUAAUAAAACGGGGGGGGGGACCCGCCGUAAUCCGCAUCCAUCCUCCGCCUGGCGCCCCCAUCCGCUUGCGGGAAGCCCGUAUCCGGAUAGAGCGGACCGAGCCCGAUCCGGAGAGACAGAGGCACGUUUCGCGAGGAGCCAGGAGGAACCAACGUACUCAAUGACCUUCCAGCGCAAUGUCAGAUCGUUUGGGGCAAACAGCAAAGGGGAAGGAUGGAAAAAAGUAUUCGUCGCUCAACCUGUUUGAUACGUACAAGGGGAAGUCCUUAGAGAUUCAGAAACCCACAGUCCCCCCCCGCCAUGGCUUGCAAAGUCUCGGGAAAGUUGCUAUUGCCCGGCGUAUGCCACCCCCUGCGAACCUGCCAAGUUUAAAAGCGGAGAACAAAGGCAAUGACCCCAACGUCUCACUAGUACCGAAAGACGGGACAGGAUGGGCAAGCAAGCAGGAACAGUCAGACCCAAAGAGUACCGAUGCCUCGACAGCUCAGCCGCCGGAAUCGCCGUCGCCGCCGGCUUCGCAGACAUCUGCCUCAAACCCACCGAAACGACCCCCAACAGCACCCGAGAAUCCCCCUACAGUAGCAAGCGGGGUAAAGUCUUGGGCACAGGCCAGCGUUACCCAUGGAGCGCAAGGAGAUGGUGGAAAGGGAUCAAGCCUACUGUCGCGAUUCUCUCGCGAGGAAUUUCCGACCCUGCAGGCGGCUGGAGACCAGGACAAAGCUGGCAAAGAAAAGGACACUGCCGAUGCGUCGUAUGGGCCCGGACCAAACCUCCGCCCCCAGAAUGCGACGAGCUGGCGGGAUGGAGGCGGGCGGGGCACUGAUGGGGAGGUGCCAGAGCAGCACCCCGGAGCCCCCGACGGGCGGGCCGGGGUGGGCAUGCAGCCCUCCGCCCCGCCCCACUUCCCUCCCUACCGGGGCAUGAUGCCACAGUUCAUGUACCCCCCAUACCUCCCGUUCCCGCCUCCGUAUGGGCCGCAGGGAGCUUACCGCUACCCCACCCCAGACGCACAGAGGUUCCCGCGGCUGGCUGGGCCCCGCCCCUCACAGCCCCCCCAGCGGGCGGCAGAGCCGGUGAGCCGCCCGCCCGUGCUCCGGCAGGACGACCUGAAGGAGUUUGACGAGCUCGACCAGGAGAACGACGAAGGCUGGGCAGGUGCACACGAGGAGGUGGAUUACACCGAGAAGCUGAAAUUCAGUGACGAAGAGGACGGCAAAGAGUCUGACGAGGAAGGGGCCGAGAAACACCAGGACAGCGAGGGGCCAGGCCCCGAGGGCAAGAAAGCUGGCAGCCCCAAGGAGGAGCUGCCCCCUGUCAAGGCGGCCUGGGCCGAGGGCUCCCGCCCCCCGGAGGGGGCCAAGGAACAGCCUGCUGCCCCCACACCUCGCCCUAUGCCACCGCCACCCCCACCCCCCAACCGGGGCAACUGGGGGCAGCCCAACGACUUCCCAGCGCGCCCCCCGGCGCCGGAGGACGAGGACGAGGCGUGGCGCCAGCGGCGGAAGCAGUCCUCCUCGGAGAUCUCGGCGGCGGUGGACCCGGCAUGGGGGGAGACAUUGGGGGGACUGCAGCCCGGCAUGGGGGAAGUCACUAACCCCUCUGUGCCCCCCCAGGAGCAGUUGCUGAAGCAGCAGCAGCAGUGGCAACAGCAGCACGGGCCACCCCCGGUGCCCACCUCCCCCCAGCAACAGGUGGCAGCAGCCUCCCUGGGGGGCCUGGGCCCCUCACCUGGUAUCCAUCCUGCACAGGGGGUGGGGCAGCAGCAGGCUCCGCCCCCCCAGCAGCAGGCCCCGCCCAAGGCCAUGUACCCAGGCUCUAUGGGGCGCCCCCCACCCAUGCCCCAGAUGAACUUCGACCCCCGCUGGAUGGUGAUCCCGCCCUACAUGGACCCGCGCAUGAUGCAGGGGCGGCCGCCCAUGGACUUCUACCCGCCUGGGGUGCACCCCUCUGGUAAGCCCCGCCCAUGCCUGGGUCAUCGCAGGGAUACAACAGGAGUCCUGGCUCCCAGCGCCCCCCCACCCGGGCUGCAGAGAACCCAGGGCGUCGGGCUCACUGGCGUGGAUGCGAUGGUGUUCAAUAAUGGGUCAGGCUGGGGUUUACACCAGUGCCUGGAUGAGCAGCAGUGCCGCGGCUUCGCCCGCAGGCAGAUACGGCCCGCGGAGCGGCACCACCCAGAAGGUGUCAGGUCAGAGCCUCCAUUCCUGGCCAAGGCCCAGCUGCUUCAGUCGGGGGCCAGAGCCCUGGGCGACGUCUCUGGGGUUAACGGCUUCCUCCCCCGGCGCCGCGACCGGCCCCACAAGCAGGAGGACCCCCUUGGCUAUUCCCACAGCCCCGGCUUCCCCGGCCCAAAGCAGGACCCCCCGGGAGCCCACCUGGCCCAGCGCGGCAGGAGCAGCUCCUCUGAGGGGCUGGCGCCCCACAUCUGGAGCCGGCUGCAAUCCAAUAUCCCCAGGAAAAGCUACCGGCCCAGAUCUGUGGAGCACUGGAUCGACCCGUUAAAUGCCUUCGAAGACGUCGUUAGCACAGAGGUCAGCGCUGGGGGAGGGGUCCCUGGGCGUCUCCGUGACCCCGUCUGUCUCCGCAGAUCCCAGCACUUGUACCUGCAGCCUGGCCCGGCCCCCGGCUCCCCGGCGGCCCCCGUCCUGCCCGGCUCGGCCCUGCUCUCGGGGGUGGCCCUCAAGGGCCAGUACGUGGAGUUCUCGGCCCUGCAGGCGGCCGAGCUGGCCAAGCUGCCGGCCACGGGGCUACUGUACCAGGCGGCCCCCCCCUUCCUCUACAGCCCCCCCUUCUGUGCCGGCCAGCUGGGCCCCGAGCAGCCCCUGCUCCAGGUGCGGCAGGAGCUGAAUCCCCCCUCGGAUUUCUACCCAGGCUCCCUGCCCCAGGCCAACCAGAGCAACUUCCUCCAGGCCCCGGGCCCCGCCCAGCAGAUGCUGCUGCCUGUGGUGGAGUCGCAGCUGCCCCCGGUGGUGAACUUCAGCUCCCUGCAGCAGGGGGCGCCAGCCGCCCCCCCACCACUGCCCCUGGUGCCCGUCACCCCGACCCUGCGGCCCCCGGGGCAGCUGGCUGGGCGCCUGGUCCCCUCGCCUGUCCGCGCCUUCCCCCAUGGCAUGGGGCGCACAGAGCUGCACCCCAUGGAGCUGAAGCCCUUCCCCGAGUACCGGAAGCUGAGCAGUCCGGGGGGGCGAGCCCCAGCAGCGGGCAGAGCCUGCGUCGGCCCCUUCAGCUCCCGCCUCCGGGCCCCAGGAUCCAGCUACGCAGGGGGCAGCCGCAGCCAGCGCUCGGAUGGGGGCCCACUGGUCUCCCCAUCGGACGUUCUCUGCUGGACCCCCAGGCCCUGGGAGCGUCACCCCACCCGCCAGCCCCCCAGCCAGAGUGACAAGCAGGAUCCUGGCCUUGCCCAUCAGCGCUAGCCCGGCCCCUGUUCCCCCCCCCCCUCCCUCUCAGUGAGUGGGGAGGGGCUGACCCCUUCCCCCUGUUAACUUCUGGGGUGGGGGGGUUCCCAGGGGGUGAGAGCAGAGCUGCCCCACUGAAUGUAACUGGAGUUGGGUUUGGUUUUGAUUCACCUGAAUUAAUUUGGGGGCCCCUGCCCAGCUGCGUGUAAAUAUGUGUAGGGCAGGGGCCUCCCUCCCCUCCCCCAGCUGGGGGGGGCAGCAGGUUUGUUACAAAAUAAACUGAAAAACUGUUUAAAAAAAUGAA
Messenger RNA from Chelonoidis abingdonii (Abingdon island giant tortoise), 3796 nucleotides. NCBI's taxonomy places the organism in Eukaryota, Metazoa, Chordata, Testudines, Testudinidae. The record is from RefSeq and is a predicted model, not a curated record.